Molecule: messenger RNA, 1411 nt
Organism: Talaromyces proteolyticus
Lineage: Eukaryota; Fungi; Ascomycota; Eurotiomycetes; Eurotiales; Trichocomaceae
Exons: 3
Coding region: 1-1233 (410 amino acids)
Source: RefSeq, a predicted model, not a curated record
AUGACUAGCUCAUUCUCUCGUCUUCCACUAGAAGUGUUAAUUAUCGUUCUUCAACAUGCACCAGAUCUUCCAACAAUCUACAAAUUCAUCUGUGCAUCUGCGAGCGCUAACGCGGCAUUUGAAAUCAGUCCAUCUCAUAUUUUGGAUAAUGUGAUAGAACGCUCAAUCCCAGAAUUUAAGCAUCUAGCUCGGAUGGUUGCUAUUCUAGGCUCAUUUUCAGCGUCAUCAUUACAUCUCACCUUUAAGAAUUUGGUUGACAAGUACAAAAAUUUACCAAAAGACAUGCUUACUACAGCUCCAGCAUCUUUUGCGUUUGAAGCUGGUACACCAGGUCCUCGCUAUCUAGUUCUCACAGGAUAUCGCAUAGAGAUCCUUCAACAUAUAUGCUUCGUCUCUCUUCUUCAGAAUAUCCAUGAGGCAGCUGCUUGGUGGCCUCCAUCAUGGGCCGAAAAAGUGAUCUAUCCCGACCUCAAAACAGAUGAUUAUAGAUUUUCUCAAUAUAGUGCGGUAAUCCAGCAUAUCAACCCAUGCAUUGGACCGGAUUUGAGAAGCUAUAAAAAUGUGUGUCAUGAAGUUGAAGAAAUGAAGUGUGUACUGGCAGCUACUUAUGACUUCUUGAGUUACACGGAUGACCUAUAUCAUCUAUUUACACCAUUCACAAGCACAAGUCGAGACCCUCAUAACUUCCAUAUUAAAAAAUGGACAUCUUCUACUAUUUCUGAAGAGACUUCGCACUGGAGAUUUGAAGAGCCAAAGCCAAUGAACGGAGUUAAGGAUCUACAUAACGGUCAGCAUAGUUUUUGUGUGAACAGCAUAAAUAAUGGUUUCAGGCUAUGGUAUUGGAGUUGCUGGUUUAAAGACUUAUAUGAACGUCCUGCAUCAAAGCCACACAGCUAUAAUCCUCAAUUUCCGGAUUAUCUUGGUCUCUGCAUCUGGGACUACAAACGGCAAGGUUAUCUUGGACUUGCAUAUAUGUAUGAUGGGUUCCUGGAUCCAUGCUUGGGUCCCCUAAGGAGCCCUAAUAACCGCUUCUUUACUUCGACUCGUAUAUCGACUCGAUGGCGGGAUGUAUUCAUGCGAGAGGUGGUCAGAUUACCAGGAGGACAGUUGCGGUGGCUUUCAAAGGACUUGGAGAUUCACAUACGAGAAUGGGACAUUCCAGAACGUCUGAAAGAUAUCAUAGAUCGGUGGCGUCUGGAUUAUGACUGGGGUUUGUUCGAGUUGCGCGGCUAAGUUUUAUGAUGCUUAGGACAUGAUAGAAGCAAAUGGGAGGAGCAGUAUAAGGCUUUUCGCCAGUCUCUCUGGGGAUUCCCUCCAGGGGGACACUAUAUGCCAGUAUACCUUAUGGGGGAGCGGAUCUGAUCCUUCAACAGCGUUGAGGACUCUCUUUGGUUGGGGCCGAUUGUUCAUU